Messenger RNA from Paramisgurnus dabryanus, 3946 nucleotides. It is a transcript of the gene slitrk6, whose product is annotated as SLIT and NTRK-like family, member 6. NCBI's taxonomy places the organism in Eukaryota, Metazoa, Chordata, Actinopteri, Cypriniformes, Cobitidae. The record is from RefSeq and is a predicted model, not a curated record. Gene Ontology annotation, biological process: positive regulation of synapse assembly; axonogenesis. Gene Ontology annotation, molecular function: protein binding.
AGGGAGGAGCUCUGGUGAAGCGGAGAUCCAGUACACGAGCUCAUUCACUGGGCAGAUGGAGACACUGGAGUCUGCGCCUGCUUAUACCUUCUAACCGCGGGGGUCAGGCGCGCACCGGACAUCACCACUGCUGAAUCUCAAUUGCGCACUUUUAUUCCCAGUCGCUUGACUAUCAUUGAGUGUGAUCUUGACUGUCAGAGAUGCAGGCGCAACAUUUCUGAAAAAUAAACGAGUGGACGAUAAAUAAAUCAUCGCGCAAUGGACAGCUGAGGACAACUUGGACCUGGACUUUUUCCAUGCGGUCUUUUUGCGCGGUGGGUUAUUCCGUGCCAAGGAACCCUAUUGAGAAGUCCAGAGGGUCCGGGCGCGCUGUGUGUGCUGCGAAACUGCCUGGUUUUGUUUGAUUCAAAAAGCACAAAUAACUUGGUCAAGUGGACUAUACAUACACAGACUUCUCCGCUGCGUAAUUUGGAUACGAGACAAAAUGCUGACUGGGAUCGUUUUUAUUUGCUGUUUAUUUGCUGUUGUUUGUUCUGGAGACACCGAAUCGAGGGUAUCAUAUGGUGGAGCUUGUAAAUCGCUCUGUACCUGUGAAGACAAAGAUGGACUGUUAUACAUAAACUGUGAGGAGAAAAACAUAAGCAAAAUCUCUGAGGUGCAGGUGCCAGCAGAUAUACCUUUCCAUCUAAACCUGUACAAGAACGACCUAGUGGAGUUAAAUGCAGAGAAUAUGGAUGCUUUCCAGAACGCUGUCACCUUGCAUCUUGGUGCCAACAGCAUACAAGAGCUGGAACCCGGGGUCUUCAGUUCACUGGGGUCUCUGAGAAAGCUCCACAUCAAUAGCAAUUUCCUUGUCAUGUUGAAGGAGGACACAUUUCAUGGCUUAGUAAAUUUGGAAUACCUUCAGGCCGACACAAACUUCAUCCAGGUUGUGGAGCCUGGGGCAUUCAGCAAGCUCGUCCGACUUAAAGUUCUGAUACUUAAUGACAACUCCAUCAAGUUCCUUCCCGGCAACAUUUUCCGCUUCGUGCCUCUGACCCAUUUGGACCUGCGAGGGAACAAACUGCAGACGCUGCCCUACGUGGGUUUCCUGGAGCACAUUGGUCGGAUUAUGGAGCUCUUGCUGGAGGACAAUGCCUGGGUGUGCGAUUGUGAAAUCUUACAUUUAAAGGUCUGGAUCGAGAACAUGCGAGCACAGUCGUCCAUUGGCGAGGUGAUUUGCAGCAGCCCUGAUCUUCUAAAGGGAACCUCAUUGGCCAAGGUAAAGAAGGAUGUGCUUUGCCCCUCCCACAUUGGCAUCAACCUUGAGGAACCCUCAAAAUCACUAGACAUGGUUGUCACCCCAUCCACCAAGGUGGUUCAGAUCCCUAAAGCAAAAGAUGAUGCAAGGUUCCCCACACCUCCGAAUGGCCUAGGGACAUUUUGCGUGCCAUCAUGCUCCUGUCACAGUCACCCAAGCGCAGGUUAUUUAAUGCACUGCGAGGAUCGUGGCAUUCAAAGGAUAUCUGAUCUAGGGAUUCUCGAACAAAGCCCCACAAAACUUGUUUUAACAGGGAAUAUGAUUCAUAGACUUUUGAAAUAUGAUUUUGUGACGUAUGACAGUUUGGAAUUGCUCAAUUUAGCAAACAACCAAAUAGACUACAUAGACAAUGAGACUUUUCUAAGUUUGAGCAAUCUGAGAAAGCUGUACCUCAAUGGGAACAGAAUAGAGAGGAUUUCCUCGACAAUGUUUCUUGGACUUCAUAACCUGGAAUACUUGUAUUUGGAGUACAAUUUAAUCAGAGAGAUUGAAGCAGGAUCAUUUAACCCUUUGACAAAUCUGAAGCUUCUUUUCCUGAACAACAAUCUACUCAACGCUCUCCCUGCCCAGAUCUUUCGGAAUGUGCCCCUGUUGAAAUUGAACCUACGUAAAAAUGUUUUCAUGCACCUGCCAGUCAGCAAUGUGUUGGAGCAGCUCAAUUAUUUGGAGCAGAUUUACCUCGAGGACAACCCCUGGGAUUGCAGUUGUGACUUAGUCAGCCUCAAACAGUGGGUGGAAAAGCUGAGCAAGGACACUGUGGUGGGUUCCAUCUUAUGCCACACUCCUAGAAAGCUUUCUAGUGCCGAGGUCAGAAACAUCAAGCACGAUGUUCUCUGUCCUGGUUUGGUCACUUAUAAUUCCCUUCCCGGCAUGGACAAUGGUGUCCCAGUCACAGCCGCACCAGAAAGUGGAACCAGCAGUUUCUUUCGGUCUCUGACCGAUGCGGUGCCACUGUCUGUGCUCAUCCUUUGUCUUCUCAUGCUUCUCCUGAUCGUCAUCUUCUGUUCUGCUGGGAUUGUAGUGUUUGUGCUGCAUCGUCGGCGAAGGCAGGCCAAGAAGAAACAGGCCGAGGAACAGCCCCGCGAGACCAGUCCCAUCCACCUGCAUUACAGCAUGUAUGGCCAGAAGACCACCCACCACGUGACUGAAAGGCAAGAAUCCAGCAUGUAUGACGAACCUGCCCGUAGCCCAAUUGUUCAGGUCUGCAGGAACCCUAAUUACUGCUCUCAGCACAAAGAGUAUGAGCAAGAGGAGUACGAUGCAGAGAAAUCCAAGCAUAUUUGCCAUAGCAUCCUCGACAAAGAAAGCGAUUCGCUCCUCACGGGACCCAACAUAAAGUUCAGGGCCGUUACAGAUUACCCCGAUUUCGUGGGCUUGGGAGAUGCCAGCUCCUUGUACAAGAAUAUCUUGGAAAGGGAACGAGAGCUCCAGCAGCUCAGCCUCACAGAAUAUCUCAGGAAAAAUAUACCGCAUCUUCAACCCACUGUGGACAUGCAAGUCCCUAACCAUCACAAAGAGCUUAAACUAAUGGAGCAGCUGGUUUACACAAGGCCGCGAAAAGUCAUGGUGGAACAGACUAAAAAUGAGUACUUUGAACUCAAAGCCAACUUACAUGCAGAACCAGACUAUUUAGAAGUCUUAGAGCAUCAAACGACUUUCAACUGAGUACACUGUAAACAUACACGAGUUGACACAUGAUACUGCAAGUGCCUUCACAGUUCAUUCUUAGCCUGAAAGAAAAAUAAUGCAACAAUAUUGGAGGUGAUUUGUACAAUACAUUCAUGUAAGGUGGACAAAUAGCGUUUAUCCUGUUGGACAUGGCAAAAGAUGGAUUACAUUGAUGCAUUGAAAAACAAUUCAGAAUUGACUGGGGUAAUAUUUUUAUCUUUGGAUGGUGUUGGCUUUGCUCGUGUUCAUGAUAACAGAACAUUUGUUGUGCAAUGAACUUACUGCAUUUUUUUGUUUGUUUGUUUGUUUGUUUCAUACCUGAUAGAAAAGAUUAUCAUAGAUGCACUUCACAUUUCUAUAUGUCUUUAUGGGACAGAUCUGUUAAGCUAUGUUUACUUGUAGCAAUGUAAGACAGCGUUUUUUCUUUUUUUCUGUUAGAACUAAUAAUAACAUUCCCUGAUUUGUUAGGUUUUGAUGUUGAUAUGCCCAACACAGUUUUUCGCUUAUUAAAUGCUAAAACGUCUGCAACAGCUAGCAGCCAUUCAGAUGGGUAAUGUUUCGACCCUGAGGUCGGACUUUACGAGCGGCCGCUGUGGCCCGUUUAUUGUGCCUGAAAUCGGACUCUCACCUGGGUUUUUGUUCGAAAAUGAGAUCAUACAAAGCCGUUUGCUCAUUAGCGCCUCUGGCUCUGAUAUGAGCAGAAACUCUGUUGGGCAUCCUGUUGGGAAAUGGAAAAGAAUUGCACUACUUAAAAUACCAUUUAAAGGUGGUUGAUGACAAUCAGUUGUUGUGAGGCAGCACAGACUUUACAAUUUUUCUCUCAAAUACCCACGUAGUGUAGCUUCUGGUUCGUAUAAAAAUGUUGUUUAAAGGUUCCUUUCCAAUACGCAAAUAAUUUCCAACUCUUUCUUUCGGCAUGACAGUUACGCAGGGUGUUUUAUCUUCAUUUUCCGACAGGACUUGAGAGACGAAAAUAUA